Messenger RNA from Mytilus californianus (California mussel), 3010 nucleotides. RefSeq lists its product as uncharacterized. Bases 148 to 1266 code for a protein of 372 amino acids. NCBI's taxonomy places the organism in Eukaryota, Metazoa, Mollusca, Bivalvia, Mytilida, Mytilidae. The transcript is spliced from 6 exons. The record is from RefSeq and is a predicted model, not a curated record.
AUCUGUGCACCUAGAUGGAAAAAAGUGGAAUUCGAAGACUAAGGACAUUCAAUUAUGAAUUAAUUUUAAUAAUUAAAAUUACCAAUAUCUGAUUCAGCUUCAAAACAGUUCAUAUUGUCAAAUGUGCUGUGUCUGUAUACUUGUAGGAUGCUAUAUUUUGUAAGACUAUUGGUCAUUUCUAUGUUCCAGCUGCUGAUAAAUUCACAGCUAAGUAAAUUGACCUGUCCUAUUGGUUGGGAGUCUCAUGGAUUGAAAUGUUAUAAAGUGUCUAAUCAAUUGUUUGACUUUUUAAAUACAAGAAAAUACUGUAAUAAUCAAAAUGCCGAGGUUAUUAUGCCAAAAACAGUCGACGAACAGAAUAUUAUGAAAACGCUGCUUCGACAGGUAAACAGAAAUGAUGAAUGGUAUGGAAUUUGGAUUGGACUUACCGUUAAUGAAUCUAAAGGAACAUGGAUUUGGAAUGAUGGCACAACACUUGAUUCUGCAAAUGUGGCCUGGUAUACUGGUGAACCACAAGGUUUCAUUGACGAGAAUUGUGUAGUUAGUCCGAAUUAUUCCAAAAGAUGGCAUGAUGUUAAGUGUGAUAUGAAUAAUUCUUACAGCGCAGCUUGUCAGCUAAAAGAUAUGAUAGUCAACGAGGGUGAAAGCGUUAAUCUUACUUGCGGCGUCGGUAACCUACAUGCUAAAUGGACUAGAUCUGUAAAUGAUACAAGUGUAAUAGUGUCUGAAUAUGCAAAUGGUUUGACGUUGCCAAAUCUAGUAUUAGAUUCUGUUAAAUGGUCUGAUCAAGGAAGUUACGAAUGCAGUUUUACCAAUACCGCAGGAUUACUGGAAACCAGAAUGACAAGACUAUUCGUAAAUACUUCAACGAAAAUGUGUACUUGCCAAUGUGAUUACAGAAGAAAACUGGAAUAUUGGGAGUCGAAAAUACAGCGAAAUCAAUCAAUUGAGGAAUUGAAAAAAGAGUUAGAGCCAGUCAUCCGGCAGAUCCAAGAUGAAUUAAAAGUAAAUAAAACUAAGAUUUCGUCAACUAUUCGCAAACUAACAUCGGCUAAAGACGAACGCAGGUCAUCUCAUACAAUUGGUUUUAUUGGUGCGUUAUUCAUCUCUGUCAUUUUCGGAACUGUGUUUUUCAUGGAUCUAGUAAUGUUUAGACAGCACAUAGACAAAAUCAGGAAAAUAUGUGGUUAUAAGAAGAAAAAUAUUAGAAAAAAACUACCCAGAAAAAGGAAUCAUGAUCAAAAAAACAUUUCAAAAGAAGAAUAGAAGAAUCGAUAACUGUAAGAGUUUUGUUCAAAUCAAAUUUGAUAGGCUUUUCAAUAAUAUACAUACAGUGUUGUAAAUUCAUAUAUGUUUUUCUUGCCACUGUUAGGCUUUCGUUAAAAAGAUGAAUAAAAUAUGGUAUUCAAAGGUUAAUCUUAUUUAGCGUGAAAAAAAUCCCCACCAAAAACAAAAUCUGCUAAAAUGUCUUGGGUUUUUUUUAAUAUUUAAAUUUACCAUAUGAGCUAGUUGAAGAUUAUUAAUAUUUUUAUAUCCCCUUUUACUUUGGUAGUUCUAAUUUGAUAUGGCAAUCUCUUUAGUAAAGCUACGUUUUUGAAUUACAAAAAUCUCCAUACAGUUUCUGUAAACUAACUGCGUAACAUUUUGCAAUGAUUUGGUACAAAAGUAAUUACAAGUUUGAAAUAAAUAACUGCACUACCUACAAUGACCUAUUCACCGAUUUUGUAUCAUCGAGGACAAUUUUAUAAAGGAAAAAGAAAAAAAAAAAUUGCGGGUGCAUAAGAAAAAUUGUGACAAACAAAUUAUCAUCGGAAUAAAACUGUACUCUUAAGAUACGCACAUUUUAAUAUUGCUUUUAUUGAGGUCACCAAAAAAUAUCUCGUAAAAACAAAAGACUUGAUAAUUAUUACGGAGUAAUCAUUCCCUCUAAAUACGAAUAACGACGAUAACAACAGGUUAGAGGUGCUUUCCGUAACAUAAGUAAAUAAUGUUACGACAUGUACACUUCCCAUCGUUCAUAUGGCAAUGUAUUUUGUAAUGGCUGUGCAUAUCAUUAGAACUUGUCAAUAUACGAAGCUAGAAAACUUCAAGAAUGAAAUACAAGCAAAAUAAAAUAUUAUGUAGCAAAGGUGAAAAGAUGCUCUAUUCAGACAUAGAUAUUAGAUGCAUAUGAAAUGAAAACCCGUAAAUGUAUGUGAAAUAAUCAUGACAACAUAGACAAGUAGAUGAUCAAAAGAAAAUAAAAUGAAACGUUUAUGAAUAUCGAUCCAUUCAUUUUCCUUUAACCUGGACAUGCUUAACACACGUUUUUUUUCCAAUCUUAUUUGCACAAUGUGUGUACUUAAAUGUUAAAACUUGGUAGAUUUCAGGGAAAUGUAGCAUAAAAAAGAUAUUUUCUAAACAUUUGUGCAUAUGGUUAGAGCUUUAAAUUGCUUAGGUAUCCAAAUUUUACUAGAUAUAUCUUUAGAACAUCAGUGUAACAAUCUUCUAACGCAUUUUACCAAUAGAUAAUACAAAUACGUCAACAUUCAUCAACAUAUAAUCUAACUAAUUUAUACAUAGGUGGUAUUAAAAUUUCUUUUGAUCAGUUUGAUUAUUUCGAAAAAAUGCUGAACCUUAAUCACCUGUUACCCUAUUUAGUGGUGCUUUUUUAUUGCACAUUUUAGAUGCUCCUACAAAAAAAGAUGCAUCAGAUCGACUUCUUCCUUCUUAUAAGGAAAGAUACGAAAUGUCAAAAAAUAUAGUUUAAACAAUUUUUAGAAUUUCUUUUUGAACACCUGAAACAUGAAUAUUUCAAGAUAGAAUUUUCUACCUAAGGCAUAACUCUCUUCAUAUUUUAACUUUUUUUUUCUGACACAUAGUGAUGUUUGGUGAUUGGUAUAUGUUGUAGAGUUAUUUGUGGUAUUGUUUUAAUGUGAGUUAUUUUUAUAAAUCCCCCAAAAAGCUCACAAAGCUUGUGUUUAAUUGUAAUAUGCUUUUCGAAUCAAAAUAAAUGUUUCUUAUUAUCAUC